UCAGGUGUGCAGCUGAAAGUCGGGGGGGGUGGGGGUGUCUGCUGGCGUUGUGCAGAUGGAGCCAUGAAGCACCCGGAAACUUUUUUCGGCUCUGGAAAACUCACAUCUCUGUGAUUGUGUGCGUCCGGGGAAGCUUGGUUGCAAGACGAUACCAAUCAUUUGUCCUGAUUCCCCGGGCUGGGAGCAGACAAACUGAGGGGGACGGGACCAGCAAACCCCUCUAUCAGGACCUGAUCUAUUUCCACAAACAAUUUAGUGUAUUCAUGAGGUUACGCAAAUGUGGAGGCAGCAAAAUUACCGUAAUCAGUUGAAACAGCGAGUGCGCAUCCAUGGCUCUGAUUAUUUGGAGAUCAUCUAUCAGCCUGAUGUCUAUGUAACGAGGAAAGGGGGGCACUGAAUUAAUGCUGAGUUUCACCGAGAAGUCGAUGAUCAUUGGGCGAGGGAGUUUGGUCAGUGACAAUAAGGCUCCUUGGUUAAGUUACGGAGGUAUUUCACUAAACAUUAGAUAUCUGACUCUGCUGUGUUGAAAGGUGCUGUUUGGAAACUAAAGCCAACACUAUUCAGACAAUCCACGGUGCCACAUUCUCCGUAAAAUCCCCCCUUUAUUAUUUUUUUUCUCUCCCUUUUUCCACCUGACAAAAGGAGAAAGGGGCGGUCGGGCUGCAGGUCUUAAAGGAUAAACUGAGCAUGGAGGUCAGGUACAACCAAGAGACAGAAGCCAUGGUGCUAAAGAAUGGACUAAAGGACGGGAAAGAUGGCAAAGAUGUCCAGAGCAGCUUGUCCAAAAGCUUCCUGAAGGAGCAGCAGGACUCCUUUUCCCCCUCCGGGACCAUGGACAGCUGCGAGAAGAACAGGGGGAGCGCAGGAGACCCGGACUACUGCCGGAGAAUCCUGGUCCGAGAUGCUAAAGGCUCCAUCCGGGAGAUCAUCCUGCCGAAGGGUCUGGAUCUGGACCGGCCCAAGCGGACUCGGACCUCCUUCACUGCAGAGCAGCUGUACCGUCUGGAGAUGGAGUUCCAGAGGUGUCAGUAUGUGGUCGGCAGGGAACGCACCGAACUGGCCCGUCAGCUCAACCUGUCUGAAACUCAGGUGAAAGUCUGGUUUCAGAACCGGCGCACUAAGCAGAAGAAGGACCAGGGGAAGGACUCGGAGCUGCGUUCGGUGGUUUCGGAGACGGCUGCGACCUGCAGCGUCCUCAGACUGCUGGAACAGGGUCGGCUGCUGACGCCUCCAGGCCUGCCAGGCCUCCUGCCCCACUGUGGGAGCAGCACUCUGGGCCCUGCCCUGCGACCUCCCUCCAUGGCCGUGGCUAGCAACGGCAGCAGUAGCAGCAGCAGCGGUGGCAGCACCGGCACGGCGGGUGGCAGCCCUCCACUACCCACCGUCACCAGUACAGGGACAGUUUCUAGCCUGCAAAGCUCACCAGCGGCCCACGGGCUCUUUAGCUUCCCCAUGCCGUCCAUACUGAGCGGCGUUGCCUCCCGUAUUUCCUCCAAUCCCAUCUCCAUGGCCGGCUCGCUGGCUGGGAACCUGCAAGAACUUUCUGCACGUUACCUGAGCUCCUCCGCCUUUGAGCCUUACUCGCGGACCAAUGGCAAAGAAACCAUAGACAAGAAAAUUCUGGAAUGAUGCUGUUUUUGAUUGUAGUUUCGAUUCCCAUCUGGUCUGGAUGCAUUUAAUUGUUUUCUUGGCUGUUACUGUCUGUUUGGUUUUGUCUGUCAUCUGUCAGUGUCAUGUUCUGUAGCAGCUCAUGUAUUCCUUCACACCUGGCGCCUUGUACAAAGAAAACAAAGACCAACGCAGGCUCACCCAACAGAUACAGGAAGGCCAAGCGAAGAUUUGCACCACAUGUAGAAGUAGGGCAAACAUGAGGAGAGCACUGAGCUGUCUGUCAGGGUUCCUGUUAAAGAAAUCUUUAGUCUAUGAUUCCAGAAAUGUCUCUAGAUUAGAGGGACGCUCUGUGCUGCAGCAGCAGGGUAUAGUCUCAGACUGGUGGCAGGAUGGUCUUAACGGUGUUUUAUCUUUGGAUUGCGCUGGGUGGAUGUGUGAGUAAACAUAGAAAAAGAAAGCAAAAUGUUGAACUCCAGAUCCAAUCAGCAAAUCAGGACGUUGGAAAGAAGGAGCGAGGCUAAUUUCUUAGCGAAGUGCCUCUGUCACUGCAAGGUCACUGCAAGGCCUGCCCAUGUUUUAACAUUCACUAAAACUCAACUUCCAAAAGAUUUAUUUCUUAAAUUUGGACCAAAAAAUACCAAAACAUGAGCCAGAAUCAGAGAGAUGAUUGUUCACUGUUGUUUUCUCUUUGGUUCAGUUUCACUUUGGGGUAUUUUUGUAUGUUAUGUGUUUUUAAUUUUACUGGAUGGUUUAAUUUCUCUGCAGGAACCACUCAUAUGAAUGAGUUGUUAAUUGGAGAAUUUAGCUUUUCAGCAUUAGAAUAUCAGUAAUUACCAGACUUCAAGGUUUUUAAAUCAUCAGAAUAAUAUCACUGCCUUUCAUGUGAACAUUUUUUAAAAUCCUCAGAUUUCUGCAGAACCAACGGCGUAUUGUAUAAAAAUACUGAACUGAGAAUUGUACGUUAAAGUUGUUAUUUUAUUGUAAAUUAUUCAAUUCUGUAAUUAAUAGAUAAUUAGUAUAUAUGGAAAAUAAUGAAGGAAUGAAUGUAUUAGUGGGGCUGACGAAUCAGUCGAAGCUCUUUGGUGCUGUUGUCGUGAAAUAUCUUGAAAUUUGUGAACCGUGCGGUACAAAUGUGCAUAUAUAUGAUGUUUAUGGCUACAGACAAAGACAAGUGUGUUUUUCAUUUUCUUUUAUACAUGUUGCUAUGAAUGAAGUUAUGAUAAAUUUCAUGACUGUUAUACC
Messenger RNA from Melanotaenia boesemani (Boeseman's rainbowfish), 2853 nucleotides. It is a transcript of the gene vax1, whose product is annotated as ventral anterior homeobox 1. Gene Ontology annotation, molecular function: DNA binding; DNA-binding transcription factor activity, RNA polymerase II-specific. Gene Ontology annotation, biological process: neuron differentiation; central nervous system development; brain development. The record is from RefSeq and is a predicted model, not a curated record. The transcript is spliced from 3 exons. Lineage: Eukaryota; Metazoa; Chordata; Actinopteri; Atheriniformes; Melanotaeniidae. The coding region runs from base 688 to 1629 and encodes 313 amino acids.